UUAAAAUCCUUCCGGUUGGUUCAGCCAAUCCGUGCAUAGAGGAGCGGGGCGGACCGACAGGAGCGGAGGGAGCUGAGGGCCACCGCUGCCGCCACUGCCGCGGCAGGGGCGUGGAGGGCAGGGGGCGGCGGAGCCCGCAGUUAUAAACAUGGCUCAGAACAGAGACGGCGGAAACCCGUUCGCCGAGUCCGGCGAGCUGGACAACCCCUUUCAGGACCCAGCUGUGAUCCAGCACCGGCCAAGCCCGCAGUAUGCCACGCUUGAUGUCUACAACCCUUUUGAGACCCGGGAGCCGACACCAGCUUACGAGCCUCCUGCCCCUACCCCUGCACCUGCACCUUUGCCUCCACCCUCAGCCCCCUCUUUACAGUCCUCGAGGAAGCUCAGCCCCACAGAACCCAAGAACUAUGGCUCCUACAGCACUCAGGCCUCAGCUGCUGCAGCCACAGCCGAGCUACUAAAGAAGCAGGAGGAACUCAACCGGAAGGCAGAGGAGUUGGACCGCAGGGAAAGAGAGCUGCAACAUGUUACCCUGGGGGGCACAGCCACUCGACAGAACAAUUGGCCCCCUCUACCUUCCUUUUGCCCAGUCCAGCCCUGCUUUUUCCAAGAUAUCUCCAUGGAGAUCCCCCAAGAAUUUCAGAAGACAGUGUCCACCAUGUACUACCUCUGGAUGUGCAGCACUGCGGCUCUUCUCCUGAAUUUCCUCGCCUGCCUGGCAAGCUUCUGUGUGGAUAGCAGCAAGGGCUCAGGCUUUGGGCUUUCUCUGCUCUGGAUCCUCCUUUUCACUCCCUGCUCCUUCGUGUGCUGGUACCGCCCCAUGUAUAAGGCUUUCCGGAGCGACAGUUCAUUCAAUUUCUUUGUUUUUUUCUUCAUUUUCUUCGCUCAAGAUGUGAUCUAUGUCCUCCAGGCCAUUGGCAUCCCAGAAUGGGGGUUCAGUGGCUGGAUCGCUGCUCUGGUAGCGCUCAAGAUCAACACUGCCGUAGCCGUGCUCAUGCUGCUGGUCGCCCUGCUCUUCACUGGCAUCGCUGUGCUGGGAAUUGUGAUGCUGAAGCGGAUCCACUCCUUAUACCGACGCACAGGUGCCAGCUUUCAGAAGGCCCAGCAAGAAUUUGCUGCUGGUGUCUUCUCCAACCCGGCAGUGCGAACCGCAGCUGCCAACGCAGCCGCUGGGGCUGCCGAAAAUGCCUUCCGGGGGCCAUGACCCCUGUCUGGGACGCCCUGGCCCUGCCACUUGAGGGAGCCUAUAUAGCUCCUAUCCCUGAGGUCUCGGACUGGGGAGACAUCACUACUUGAUGGCUUCUCUACAGUGCCCCCAAUUCCAAGGCCAUGACUGCUGAACCCUACAUGGAGGUGCCAGGAGGUCACUGUGACCCGGUCACUGCUUGGCCUUCCCUUCACAGACCACAGUCCUGCCACCGCUGACACACUCCAACCCAGCUUCCCUCUGCUGUGCCAAGGCUGUCGCUUCAGUUAUUUAAAUAAAAAGAAAGUGGAACUGGAA
Chinchilla lanigera (long-tailed chinchilla) is the source of this 1504-nucleotide messenger RNA. It is a transcript of the gene Scamp3, whose product is annotated as secretory carrier membrane protein 3. Lineage: Eukaryota; Metazoa; Chordata; Mammalia; Rodentia; Chinchillidae. Bases 149 to 1204 code for a protein of 351 amino acids. Gene Ontology annotation, biological process: protein transport. The record is from RefSeq and is a predicted model, not a curated record. Gene Ontology annotation, cellular component: recycling endosome membrane; trans-Golgi network membrane. The transcript has 9 exons.